Messenger RNA from Cylindrotheca closterium, 3249 nucleotides. The record is from the annotation of a GenBank genome assembly. Lineage: Eukaryota; Bacillariophyta; Bacillariophyceae; Bacillariales; Bacillariaceae.
AUGACAAGCACAGGAAUGCAACAAGUAAAACCAAUCCUUGACACUGCGGUACCGACGCUAAAGGUCAUGCGAUUACAAAAACCUGAACUUCAUAUUCCUGCAGCUGGUACGCUAGAAGACAAGGGCGUGCUUUCAUCUGCCAUGUGCUUGCCAGAUUCUUUUGGUGUGAUCCAUAUAGGCGAAACCUUUACAGCAUAUCUUGGUGCACUCAAUGUGUCGAAAACACUUCCAGUUUCUCGAUUAACUGUUUCUGCUCAACUUCAAACACCAAGUCAACGAUGGCAUCUUGCAUCAAGUCUUGAUUCAGGAAACUCAAAUGGAGGAGUGGAUGUUCCGCCGGAAGCUGGCGUUGAUGCUGUUGUUUCUCAUGUGCUGGAAGAACCUGGACAGCACAUAUUGAGAGUUGAAGUUGGCUAUGGUAGCGCUGAUGGGCAAAAGACUCUUAGAAAAUUUUACAGGUUUCAAGUCUCCGUCCCACUCAUCAUCGGUGCAUCAACGUACAAGAGCGGCGAAUCGGUAUGCUUUGUGUCGUUGGACGUCCAAAACAAUGAGGCGGAGACGAAGGGUGGUUUGACUAUAUGUUCAGUAGACUUUGACGCAGUACAUGGAUUGGAGGCAAAUCAGGUUCACUUAGAGACAGAAGGCAAGGACUCAUUAAGGGCUACAGCACUAUUUGACAACUGCGGAAGGCUGGAAACUGGUGUCACCAGAAGCUACCUCUUCAAAGUUGAUGCCACGUCAGCUUCGAAGCCCGGAAGAAUAGAUGCCGGCGAUGAACUCGGUACAGCAAGUUUCACAUGGAGAAAGGCAUGUGGAGAGAUGGGGCGUAUGAAAUCUUCUUUGUUGAUUUGUCCAAAUGCUACUAUAUUAUCAGGGACUGAAAAGAGGCCUACUGGAAAAGACAAGAAAAUUGAGCCACUCUCUGUAGAUGCAACGAAUACUACAGUGAUACCAGGGCUCGCACAAGAUCGCCAAGCAACAUUGGGCCAAAAAUUGCCUGUUACUGUUCAGCCGAUUGACCCGCCGGUGCAAGUGCAGAUCGGGCAACCGUUUCAUAUCGAAUUCUUGGUAGUGAACCACUCGGAGAAGUACAUUUCAUUGCAGGUACAGUUCCGCAUGGAACAGCUCACUGGUAUUUCUGUUUGUGGACCAAACUUCAAGAACCUAGAUGAGGUCCCUGGUAAUGGGGGCAACGUCAGAGUUACCGUUAGAUUCAUUGCCCUUUCUGCGGGUUUAUUGCAACUUCGUGGAUGUCGUGUGGCAGACCUAUCAACAGGAUUGGAAAUUCCUCAGUCAGCGCUUUGUAAUAUGCUCGUCCAUUGUUACGCUGGAAGGAGAAUAAGCGGGAUGAUGGAUAUAGAAAAGAAUAGAUCGAUCGAUGCGGUGAAUGCACCGGCAAAGACGAGUUUCAUGAGGAAGUGGGGACCAGCUUUGCUUGUGGUUGCUGGCGUCUUGGCUCUGAAUGCUAGCCUUUUGGGACCAACCGGUUCCAAGAUUCCUGAGCUUUCACAGUCUCACUUCGAACGCCGUGCUCUGAUUGAACGGCACACUGCUGACGUUCUUGCCAUGCCAUCCAAUCCUGAUGAUCGUCAUCUAAAUCGAGGGUUCGGUUCUCGCCAUCUCACAGAGCAGGAAGGAGGUAACAUGGAGUAUACACGUCGUCGUCACCGAUACCUUGGAGAGUACCUUCACGUUGACGUUUCUGAUCAAUUUUCGCUAUUCGGAAAAUGGUCGGUUGCCCUUAUUUACUUUUCGUUUUGGUUUUUCUUAAUGUUUCCCAACUGGUUCCUUCCCAUUGGUCGUCCUGGUAUCGCACUGGGAGGAGGAUUGUCCAUGGUGGUUUGGCGCUUUCUAUUGUUGAAGACUGGGCAUGGUCCUUUCUUCGAUGCCGAGCGUGUGAUCAUUAUGGAGCCUCUGUUCCUCCUUUUUGGACUUAUGCUCACGACGAUCUACCUUGAGAAGAUGGAACGCGGAGGGCUGUUUGACAAGCUUCGUGACUCACUUGAUGAUCCUGUGAACUGGAAGCGAUCGGGGAAAAUCAUGGCCAUGUCCACCCUUGGAUCUGCAGCAGUCAUGAAUGAUUCUGUUGCCCUUAUCUUUUCUGGGGUCGUUGUUGAUCUUUGCGUCCGACACAAGGUUGCGAACUCCCUUCCCUAUCUUCUCUCGCUGGCAACUACCGCCAACAUUGGAUCUGCGCUCACCUUGACUGGAAACCCACAAAACAUCUUGAUUGUUUCCCUUUCAUACGAUGAUAUUGGAUGGCUUGAGUUUGCCGGAAAUGUUGCGAUGCCAGUAGUUGCAGCGACAUGCAUCAAUGUGAUCAUGAUGUUUGUUUACUAUGGUUCGGAGUUGUUUCCAGGAUCCUCUGGAGUUGCAGAAAACAUUGGAAUCAUCUUUUUGGGAAACCGCACGCCAGAAAUGCUGGCUCAAGAACACGCAUUCUACGCACGGCAGGCGGCGUCCCCGGAUCAAUCUGGUGUUGAUGCUAGCUCAGGAUGGACUUUCUGGUCGAAGCUUCAAGUACUGAUUGUUGUCAUUUUCUUGAUUUGUUUUGCUGUUGGCCUGGAUGUCUGCGUUGUUUCGAUUUCUGCAGGUGCUAUUCUUAUGGUCAUUGCGGCGUACAAACGCCAACACUACGAUCCUCGUCCCGACACCACACAAUAUGAUGCUGAGGGCAAUCCCAUUCCAAGAAAGAAAACGUAUGAUAUGGAUGGAAAUGAGAUUGAGCCUGAGGAAGAUGAGCUUGUCACCGAGUCUGAAACUACUUUGACCGAAGUUGAUUAUGGUUUGCUUAUGCUCUUCAUCGGACAGUUCCUUCUCAUUGGUUCCUUCGACGAUACCGGUGUUCCACAAGCAUUUUUCAACAUUAGCAUGGGAAAUUGUGCGGAACAAAUGACCAAGGGAGCAUGUGUGUACUGGUUUGUCAUGGUUAUUACGAUUUUGUCAAACGUUGCUUCCAACGUUCCUGUCGUUCAAAUGCUUGCCGCCACAUUCCCUUACGCAACUCCAUAUGACUGGUUGCAAGUAUCUUUCUCUGCCACUGUUGCUGGUAAUCUUACAAUGCUUGGUUCGGCUGCCAACAUGAUCGUUGCAUUCCAAGCAGCGAAGGUCGGAGAUCGGACUUUCACUUCGGAGCGUCAUGCUCCAUUUGGUAUUCCCUCGACUUUGCUAUGUCUUUAUGCCGGUACCUUUGCAUUGGCAACAUUCCACUUUGCACCGGAAUGUUCAGAACGUCUUGGUGAAUGCUAA